AUGUUGUCGCUGUAUUUCAUUGCAUUUCUACUGCUAGCAGGAGGCUGUUCCGUUAAAGCGACUCCAACGGCGUAUUUGCAACGAGACGUGCGACAGAUUGAUCCAGUGAUGGGAGGCGGAAUAAUUGAUCCAAUGGCACUGGGAGGUGGAAUGAUGGUACCAAUGGGAGUUGAAGGUGAAGUACUGGGACCGAUGCCAAUUGAAGGUGGGAUAAUGGGAGUACCAUAUUAAGA
Messenger RNA from Soboliphyme baturini, 233 nucleotides. Lineage: Eukaryota; Metazoa; Nematoda; Enoplea; Dioctophymatida; Soboliphymatidae. The record is from the annotation of a GenBank genome assembly.